Molecule: messenger RNA, 1271 nt
Organism: Aaosphaeria arxii CBS 175.79
Lineage: Eukaryota; Fungi; Ascomycota; Dothideomycetes; Pleosporales
Exons: 3
Coding region: 1-1260 (419 amino acids)
Source: RefSeq, a predicted model, not a curated record
AUGAUCGCUGUCAAUUUGAUUGCGAGGGGAAGUGUGAAGCGGCAGCUGUUGACUUACGGAGAUGUAAUUGUGGCUUCAGCUUCUGAUCCAGAGUUGCGCAUUCAAGGAGAAUGUAUGGUCAAUUCCAAUGACAGUUUUCGACGCUCGGUCUCACAUGCCUGCCACAAACACUGUACUGAUAAAGAAGAGUCGAAGACAGGAGACGAACUGAAGCACUGUCAGAGAUGCAAGAAAUGGAACUCUGUCAACAACUUCUCGAACCAAAUCCAACCAACCGUCGCCACCAAGCUCAAGAAAGCCCUCAUCUCGAAUCUCGGCAAUACUGCUCUUAUUCAGAUGUUGCUACUUAUGUUCUGCAGUCUUGUGCUUGUCACCGCAAGUAUCAUUACUGCAGUGCAUUUCAGGUCACAAUACCAGUCCAACCAAUUCAUGUGUGCGACAGAUCCCUUGCGGACCGAUUGCGAGUUGUCCGGAGUGGAUCAUUUCUCCAAGUUGUCAGGCGGUUUUGGAGGAUUCAACAAGUCAAUGGAGAUAUUUGCGUUACCACCCAAUGGACUGACCAAUGAGCUUAUCUCAUUCUGCAUAUCCAACGGCGCGCAAUUCAUCUACUCCCUACUGCACCUCAUGAUGAUAUACAACAUCACGCUCGUCUACCAAGAGCGUGAUUGGGGCCAACUCGAACAUUUCCGCCACCGCAUCCGCUGCACCAUCGUCAAAGGUGAGGGCUUUUCGCAAAACUACCUCCUUCAACUCCCCAAGAAGAUCCUCUUUCCCGUCAUGGCCUACAGUGUUUUGACGCACUGGAUGCUGGGAGAGGCGCUACAGGCGCAGGAAACGAUCUGGUUGGAAGACAGUAAAGGCCCCAACGUUUUAAGCUCAAGAUAUAGCAUCAUGUUUGCUGCGUACCCUUUGUGGUGUGCGACAGCACUGAUAAUUCUGAUGACGGGAGUAUGUUGGUGGACCUUUACAUAUAAGAGGGAGGGAUUCAUUCCGCAGAUGUUUGGGAGUAUCAGGACGCUUUGUGCAGCGACAACCGAGUUGAACGACUUCCCUUCGAAUGGGAUCAUGUGGGGAGAUUUGGGGAUGGGAACGCAGUUUCGACAUGCGGGUCUGUCGUCGGAAGGAGUGAAUAGCAUUGUUCCUAAUGAGCUAUAUGCUGGUGGAAAGUCAAUUGGAGAAGAGAAUGAUUGUGAUGGUUAUAGCAGGGAGGUACAUGGUACUGUAAAAAGGACAGCAUUUGAUAGUCGAUAUCCUGAUUGAUGCAGGGGGAG